AUGCGACAGAGGCAAGCGGACGGCUUCGACUGGCAGCUGCCCUCUGAGGCACAGGCCUACGAGAGGCUGCCCUGGACAAGGAGCAGAUGGUUCAACAUCUCCGUGUCGUCGGCGAUCUUUCUGAACACGAUCUGGCUCGGUGUGGAGACAGAUUGGUACCAGCCUGCAGACUAUGAGGGUCAGACCGAUCCUUGGAAGAUCGUGAACUACUGCUUCGUAGGUUUCUUCUGCAUAGAGCUCCUGAUCCGUAUCUACUCAAGGACGUGGUGGCCAUUUAUCGUAGACAACUGGAACAAGUUCGACACUGUUCUGGUGCUGCUGUCUGUGUUCGACACCUUUAUUCUGGAUCAGAUUGGUGGGAGCACAGGCAGCUUUAGCUCGCUGCGAGUGCUGCGGGUACUGCGCGUGGCCCGCGUGCUGCGGCUGCUGCGGUUCUUCAAACCUUUGUGGCUGCUGGUGAUAGGCGCCUUCGAUGCCAUGCGGGCGCUCCUUUGGGCUUGGGUGCUCAUAUCGAUCUUGAUCUACAUCUUUGCCAUUCUUUUGACUCGCACAGUGGGCUUCGCCCACAAGGAGACUCCUGAGAUCGAGCAGUACUUUGGCAACCUCCUCCUUAGUUCCUUCACCUUGUUCCAGGUGAUGACCCUGGAGGGCUGGGGCUCCGUGGCGCGCCUGGCCAUGUCGGUGGAGCCCUGGGUCUGGAUCAUAUUUGUUAGCUUCCUGCUCAUCACCACCUUCUCCAUCAUGAACAUGAUUGUCUCGGUUAUCGUGGACAGCACGCUGGAGGCAGCCUUGGAUCAGAAGCUCCAGGCCAUGCGUGAUAAGGAGUACCAGACCACCAUGGCGGCGGUCAAGGUGGACGAGGUCUUCCGGCGGGCGGACGGCAAUGGCGAUGGGCACAUCACCAAGGAGGAAUUGAUGGAAGCUCUUCUCAAGCCAGAUGUGCGGCUCUAUCUGCGAGAAGUUGGCAUUGACAUCACCAAUGCCGAGUUUAUCUUCGAUGCGCCCCGCCCAGAUUCUGCAGACUCCAGGUCGGUAGCAGAUUGA
This is a messenger RNA of Effrenium voratum, 1044 nucleotides long. Lineage: Eukaryota; Dinophyceae; Suessiales; Symbiodiniaceae. The record is from the annotation of a GenBank genome assembly.